GCAUUGACAAAGGCUGAAGACCAGUUUAAGAAAAUAAUUGAACAGUACCAGGAGGAAAGAUUUGGUUGUUUGGCAUACUAUGGAAUUGGAAAAGUGUACCUCAGACAAAACAGAUUUUCAGAUGCGCUCGAUCAGUUCAUGAAAUCACAAACAAUGUUUAAUCACAAGAUUGUACCUGGAGUAUUAACUUGGCCCACAACAUCUCAGGUCAUUGAAGAGACGCGAACAGAGAACUUACAGUUGAUUUUAAAGAAUUGUAUUGAGGAAUGCAAGUUCCCUCCAGAACCAGAUGCAAUUUGUCGCUAUCAGCAAUGCCAUGGCCACUCCAAAACUCAAAUAUAUUUUUCAGACCCAGACUUCAAGGGUUUUAUACGUAUUACGUGCUGUCAGCAAUGUAGAGUGGAGUUUCAUAUCAGCUGUUGGAAAAAGUUGAAAACAACAAACUACAGUGAUAAAAAUGAUAAGGAUUUUCUUCAAGAAUUGUGUUUCACUCCUGAUUGUACAGGCCUUAUUUCAAAAAUAGUUAUUUUCAGUUCUUCUGGUCUGGUAAAAUGUGAAUUUGAACAAAAAAUCACAAAAACCAAGGAACCACCAAGAGCCAGUAUUAAACAGAAAUGUUCAAGUCUUAGGAAGUUAAAAAUGAAACAAGAAAAAAAAUUACGAAGAAAACAUGCACGAGAAGAGGCACAGAAUUCUGCUAAAAAGAAAAUAGAAGAAAACCAGAUGGGAAACAAACCAUCUCAAUACAGUGAUCACGGUGGUUAUGGUCAGGAUUUAUAUGCUGGUGAUCGAGUCCUGCAGCACAUCAGUCGAAAUGCUGAGCAAAUAAAAACAGCUGUUCGUGAUGCUUCCAAACUAUUAAAGGAAUUACUUUCAUGGUUUGUAAUCAGUGAGGAGGAUUACACGUCAUAUUCCAAAACUAGCAGCAUGUCACAUGAAGUGAUGGAGCAGCUCAUCACUUACUUAAUUCAGGAAAAAAACAGAGUAAAAACAAGGGGUUUUAUCCAUGUGCUGAAUGAGCUGGAAGAAGUGGAUCCCAAAUUACACAAGUGGCUGAAACAUCUUAACAACCUGGGUCUGACAGCUACAAAGAACUUUCUCCUUCAAUAUGGACAAUUUUUAAAAGAGCUUGACCUUUCUAUUUUAACCACACUCUGGAAUGAGAAGUAUGGUCGUAAAUUUGGCUAUGUGACAACUAGUUCUGAAAACAAAGAAAUUCAUGAUUAUUUCUUAAAACCACCCCUAGAGAAAACUCGUUGUUUUAUAUGGCUGUUAGAGGACAACAGAGAAAAUUUUCCAUUUCUUCAUCAAGCUUUAGAUGAAUUCUUUGAUAAAAUGGAUGACCCUACCAUUAUAUUGAAGAAGCAGGGAAAUGAAAAUGUAUCGACUAAUGGUAUCAAAGUUAAAAACAAAAACAGGAAGAAGAACUCAAAAGACUCGAGGUCUAUUUUAGUAUUAUCCAGUGGAGUUAGUACAGCACCACGAGAAGAAGAUAAGAUAUUUAUAGAAGAAAAUACUUUAGAUUUUACAAAUUCUUAUGAACCAUUUGUAAUCCCAGAAUAUCUUCGGGGGCAACUAGAGGAAUUUGAAGCUCUCUGUGACGUUUCAAAUAGUAACAGUUAUCAAAGACUUUUGGAUAAUAACCCAGAUCAAACCUGUGAGAGCUUAUAUGAAUAUUUCUCUCAAAUCUUGGAAGAACAUGGCCCUAUGGAAAUUAAUAAUAAAUUACUAGUUGGGGAAUAUGAACAUUUCCCUGAAGAAGCUCAAAAGAUUGUAGAAGAUGAAGGUGGUCUGAAAUCUUUUCUUCUGAAAUCCCUUCGUUUCAUUAUGGUGGAUGAUCUUAUUGGCUUAAAAAAGCAUGCAGUUCUUAUUAAAGAAAAUAUAAACAGAAAUGAGACUGGAGAUAAUGAAGAAGAAAACGUUCCAGUCUGUGAUGUACAAGAAAAUUCUUCCCAGAACAAGCUACAGCUAAAUCCAGCUGCUAAGGAAUUCAAACCGCUGUCUUAUCCUAAGCAACCCCAUAUAUCAACAUCUACUGACUUAACAGUAGCAAGUUAUGAGACUCCACAAUAUUUGCCCUGGUCUUUUCCUAAUUCAUGUAAAUCGGUGUAUUCUUUGCAUAGGCAGAAUAUUGAUACCAUAGAAAAUGAGUCGUCGUUUUCAGACAUUUUACUGAAGUGCUUUGAUUCUAAAAAUCCUGGUAUAUUUUUGCCUCAGACUUCCUGGGGUUAUCAAUAUGGAAGAAUAUUGCCAGUGCCUUCUCAAAUGCCUCUCAUUUCAAAUGUUGCCAAGCAACCUAGCUACAUUUAUGCUGAUCCUGUACCUCAUCAGGAUAAUGAUGAAUCAGCAAUUUCAGACAGAAAAUACAUCUUCAGCAGUUUUAUACCAGCUAAAAUACAAACGUAUGAAGACCCUCAGUGCCAACUGGAGAACUCAGAUAACACAUUUUAUGGAGACAAUUUUGCGGUUGCAAAUAGUACAAAUGAAGCUGAAUGUGGUAUACAAGUUAUUAAGACGGAAAAAGAAAGCAGAGGAAUACCUCUAAUGAAGAACAAUCCUCAUACAAGGAUGAUAGCUGUUCAGGUAAAUCGUGAAGUAGCUGAUAGGGAAACUAAUACCUUGCCUUUUCAUCCAUUUGAAAUGCAACAAGGAGAUAUUCUACGUAUGGAAAAAGAGCAUCAGGUAUUAAAAGAACAACUUAAAGAAGCACAGGAAAAAUAUGAACAGUUACAAAGCCGAAGCUUGGAGGAAAUCGGUGCUUUAAAAGAGCUACUAAAAAAAAGUGUUGAAGAGACUGAGGUUUCAAAGAAUGAGCUGGAUUGGCUUCAUCAAGACUUAGAAAUAAAAGUGAAAAAAUGGCAACAGGAGAAAAAAGAAAAUCAAGAGAACUUAAAAGCACUAAGGAACACAGCUAAAAAGCAUACAGAUACCAAUGAUAGGUAUUCGAAGACCAUUGACGAGAAGGAAAAGCAGUAUAACAUAUAUUUAAAUACAUAUCUGGAGACCAGUAAUAAACUUGCUAAUAAGAAAGUAAAAUUGGAAGAGCUUAUAAAAAAGAGUCAAGAUGACUGCCAAGAGUGUGUGAAGAGAGCUGUUAAAGCAGAGAUAUCAGUACUCAAAAACUGGAAGGAAACUGAAGUAUGCAAGCUAAAUGGCAUAGCUGCCAAUGCAGAAGCAAAUCUCAAGGUGUUGAAGUCAUUGAGCAGCAGCUCAGCUUCAGCAGCCCUUACGUUGAAGCCACAAAUUGAUUCUUGGGAAAUAUUUAUUUCAAAUGUAAAGAAACAACUGGAUAAAGUAGAGGCUGAGUAUGAAGAAAAAAUUCAGACGGUGAAAAAUGGUGUACGGAACUGCCUGACUAAAAUGGAAACUGUGGAUCUUCCUUCUCCUCCCAGCGUCUUAACAAAACAAGGCAGACCUCCAGUCAGUGAUCCAGCCAUUGUCAUGUAUUCCUCUGCAUCUGCACAUCCUACUUUACUUCCUGCAUUUUCAAGUUCUGAAGAUCAAGGUCCAACACAUCCUUCAUCUAAUACACAGGCCAGAGUUAAGCCAGCAUAUGCGGAUUCUAAGGCUUGUUCUGCAAGUGGCGGAUCAGUGAAAACACACUCCAAACCUCUGGAAGGAUCAUACUCUGAUAAAGUUUCAGUAACUUGCCCGUCAGGGAUUUCUGGAAGUAAUAUUCAGAAUGUCCAGCCAAACCAGAACCUCCAAGAUGACUCAGCUAUACAACUGAGGCCUUCCGGACUUCCAAACAACAAAAUGCUUCCAAAAGCAUUUGAAAAUAUUAUUGCGCGUCUACAGAGUAUAUUCCCAAACUAUAGCAGUUCAGACUUUAUUAGCUUCAUAAAAGACGUACAAAGAAGAAACGGGAAUACAUUGUCAGGCUUGAGCUUCGAUGAAAUUCUAAGCAGAGUGACAGAACUCAUUCUGGACCAGCAAAAUAAGGCACCAACUUCAGCGGGGAGACCUGCGAAGUCCGUAUCCUCUGCUUCACCGGCACAGGCUGGAACUCGUAGUCGGGAAGUACCUGCAGAAGAAAAUGUACCCAGCCCACCCAAGGCACGACCUACGCAUAAAAACGCCUCGAGUAAAAAUCCAUCUCAGCCAAAUCUCCAGCCCUGGGGAAAUGUUGGAGCAACACCUAAAUCUAAAUGGAAAAAACUAGACUAUACCGUCUCCAGUGAUGAUCCUUGCACAAUAUGUCAUGAUGAGCUAAGCAGAGACGCGUGUGAACUAGAAUGUGGGCAUCGUUUUCACAGAGAAUGCAUUAGAACAUGGCUUAAGCAACAUUCCAGUACCUGCCCUAUCUGCCGUGUUCAUGCUCUGUUACCUGAAGACUUCCCUGAGCUUCCUGCACGGAACAAAUAUGCCUAA
Messenger RNA from Fulmarus glacialis (Northern fulmar), 4371 nucleotides. RefSeq names its product E3 ubiquitin-protein ligase TTC3-like. Lineage: Eukaryota; Metazoa; Chordata; Aves; Procellariiformes; Procellariidae. Gene Ontology annotation, molecular function: protein binding. The transcript is spliced from 27 exons. The annotation marks the transcript as partial. The record is from RefSeq and is a predicted model, not a curated record.